Molecule: messenger RNA, 12171 nt
Organism: Bactrocera oleae (olive fruit fly)
Lineage: Eukaryota; Metazoa; Arthropoda; Insecta; Diptera; Tephritidae
Molecular function (GO): protein binding
Source: RefSeq, a predicted model, not a curated record
GUCGGAAUUGUAAAUAUAUACAUAUGUGUGUACAUACAUUUUAUAUAUAUCUUAUGGAUAUGAACCGAACGACAACGUGCCAAGAGGAGAUCGAACGAAACUAGUAAUACAUAUUUAAAAAUCAAAAAUUUUAAAUUAACACAUAAUUCGUUUUACUAUGGAUUUAUCGAAUAAAUUAGAUUAUUGCUAUGUCGAUUUAUCCUACUACAUAUAUGUUAUGUCGAUAUAUUCUACUACAAUGGACUUAAUGAUGGAUGGAUUAAUCAUCGGAGUCAAUCAUAUGAAAAAUUCUCCAUCAUUUGAUUAAUUAACCUCAGUUAAAACCGGUCAGUUUUGAAUGUGGACUGAAAACUUUCCUAUAUAACAUUAUCAUUUUGCCUACAAAUUCAUAUACGAGUAACAAUUGUACAAUUACGAUUUAAUAAUUUUUAUUAUAUUCCCGUUUACGGUUUUGAGAUGAUUUAAAAAUCCCAAGCAAUUUUAAAAUUGUGGAACAGAAUCUUUCGUAAAACACGUUUCAAGACUUAAUUUCUCGAUCAAUUUGCAAAGUUGUUUUAAAAAGUUAAUUUCGUAACCAUAGCUUUUUAUUAGCCAUUUUUUGUUUUAAUUCCUGUUUACUAUUAAAAAACACAAUGUUAAUUUUUAUAAGUACUUUGCUGCUAUUUUUGUCUGGCAGAUGAAUUCCUUAUUUGAAUAACUUGCGUUUCAGAACGCAUUCAGCUGUCAGUUGACAGUGGGAUUUCAUGCCAAUUCGUUCUCAAAACAAUGCGAAUGUCAAGCAUAAAACGAAGCAAGCGAAUAACAAUCGGUUUUCGGAAAAUUUUCUGCUGCGACCGUCGACGUUGGGUGAUGACCAAUUCAUUCGCAACUGUCGCACUGUACGGACAUAAAAUACGAACACGGAAACGGAUACGCGGACCAAUACAUUCAGAAUACAUAAUUUUUUUCUUUCUCUCAAGAGAAAGAAAAUACUUUAGAAAUAACUUUCUUUCGGGACGGACGAAGCAACAAAACGAAAACAUAUUUCAAUUAGAAAAACCAACAAGUUUUUCAUAAAAGAAAAGUGAAUUUAUGUUUUGAAUGCGUGAGUGAGAAGUAUGUGGUGAUUCAGUAAAAAGUAGACUUUGCAAAGUGCAGAAUAGGUGUGAAAAAAGUAGAAGUGGCUGCAGUGGUAGAAGUUGCAAAAGAAGAAGCAAAAAAUCGAAUUGUGGCAAAACGAAGCGAGUGUAGUGUUAAUGCAGCAGAUAAAACAUAUGUAUGUAAAAGUUAAAACGCAAACCAGUUUUAUUUAAACGGACUGAUUUUCAAGCCAAACUCAACUAAACAAUUUAGUAAAAACAAUAACAAACAAUCCAACGAACCGGCCGACCAACUCCACUUGAUGCGACACCAUCAUUCAUUUCAAAUGUUGUAUGACUCAUAUCUCAUCAAGCAAAUCAUCUUUCUGGAGGGAUAAAACAGGUUCUUCGACUGUUUUCUAUUCAAUGUUAAUGCAAUAUUACGCUACCAAAUGAAUAAAAGGUUAAUUAUACAUUAAUAGAGGCAACAACACGAAACGCAGGCGCAAACAACUGCAACGACAAUAGCAUUAAGAGAGCACGAACAAUGCACAUGCCCACACACACACGCUUACACAGCAACAACAUUACCAUUUGAAGAAAUAAACAACAACGCGAGUGGCAACUGAGACUGCGACGCGGCAGAGGCAAUAAAUCAGUGACAACAACGGCAAAAUGUUGACUGUAGUUUAUCAACAACAGCAGCAACAACAACAAGAGCCGAUAACAACAUACAACAACUUUAUAGAAACUAAAGCACAAGACGAACAUAAACGACGUCUCGCCACACGGCUGCUGCCAAAGAAACGCUAAGCACCGCACCGGCAAACAAAGUGAACUUAAUACAAAAGUGUAAACAAAAAUACAAAUUACAACAAUACAAACAACAGCUAAGCCAAUAUACACGUAUAUGGCGCUUUGACAGCAGCUACAGCAACAACAGUAACAGAAGUUGCUUGUAUAUGUGAAUACAUCACUAAGCGUUAUUGUUGCUAUUGUCAAGUUUUUUUUUGCUGGAUCAAAGCACAUUGCUAGAACAGCGCUGCACCGUAAGCGUAAGCGUAAGCUAGAAGCAACCGAAUACUUGGAGCUGGUUAAUUGUUGCACGUCUUAGUGAACACUUUGAAGUGCAGCAACAAGCAGCACCGACACACCGUACGCGCUGAGGUGUUUACACAAGUGAUAGCUGCAAUAACUUAAGCAUUAGCAACAAAGCAACAACAACAACGAAGCAUAUAUACAAGAGUUGGAUAAAAUAGUAGAACGUAGUGGCAACUCACAAUUAAAUUGUGCGGCGAAAGAACUAUUGAACACUGUGCUGAGUGGAGAGAAGUAAACAGGUACACCAAAAGCAACAACAACAGCGGUCCAUUUUGUGGGCCGACCAUGCUGAUUGAGUGUCACAAAUAGCAGAAGAACGCAGCGCAAAGCAAAAGGCAGAAGGCAAAAAGUUACGUCCAUCCGCAUUGCUACUUAAAACAAACCCGUGUAGGCCUGUUGUCAACUAUAAUUGCAGAGCCAAGAAUUUUCGCGUUUAGUUUUUGUGUUGCCAUGCGAAGUGAAACGGCUCACAGCGAAAUAGUUGCAAAUAGAAUAGCAUUACGUAGCGCAGCAUAGUGCAGCGACACAUACACACUUACAUAAAAGCAUACGUAUAUAUGUACUUAUAUGCAUUUUUACUUAUAUAGGCGAGUCCACAUACAUAUGUAUUUAUAUUGCAUUUAGUUUAAUCUUACUGCAAUUAGAGACAAGAACAGAAGCGGCGUAAUUUUUUUUUUUGUUUUUGACUUCUUUCAUUCGAUAUUUUCGCUUUACGAAAGCGCUAAAUACAUGCACAGACGCAUUUGCCUACAUUUUGGAGUUGCGGCGACAAAGCAUUGGCGGACAAUAAUCCACACAGUACAAACGGAAUUCACAGCGCAACGACGUACAUACAAAACUCUGCAUAACAACAACAACAGCAACAGAAAUCGAAUAAAAAGUUGCAAUUGAAACGCAACAGACAAGCAGCAUUUUUCAUAGCUAACGGCAGCCACCAGCGCCUGGGAAUAAAAAGCACUUCAUUUAGAACAGCAAACGGGUGUUUUUGUAUGUUGUUUUUACGUUUUUUUUUUAUAGCCGGUAGAUUGCAUGCAAAAAAGCAAAAGAAACUGCAGGGAAAAAUAGCCAACGCUCGCUGAGUGGCGACAAACUGAAAAGAAUCCGCCGAGCGUGACUGUAAAGUGUGGAAGCAUUAAAGCAAAACGGCGGAUCAGUUUGCCAGUAACAAAAACAGCAAAAAAUCAUAACAACAAUAGCGCACGUUUGCAACAAUAGCAUGCGCUAACGGUAAAGCAGCCAUUUGCCUAAUGAAGCAUUAGAUCGAGCAGUAACUGCAAGAGUUUAAAGCAAAAACAGCAACAAAAUUCAAACAGCGCUUACAAGCGCAACAUUAGGAAAAGCAUACCAAACAAAAACAACAACAGCAACAAUGAACAGUGCAACGCAAUCACCAACAGCAGCUUCGCCGUCAGCGGCGCGACGUCCCAGCGUGACUGCCAAUGGCCUUGAGUUAACCACAACGCCUCCAGUAGCGCCCGCGCGACACAUGCGCCCCUUGCCCGCACAACGCGCCGGCAGUGGCUGUGUCAGCGGCAAUGAUAGCAGUUCAUCGACAACCACCUCCUCGCCACCGCAAUAUAGUGAGGACUUACGGCGGGCCAACAUGCCCACCACAUUGGACUUACUGCCACGUCAAGGUAGCGUCUCAUCGUCUAAAACCUGUGAAAUCGAUUUGGGCGAUGAGGAGCGUGACACUUUUUCGCCUGUAAGCACCGCUACAAACAGCAGCGCGGACGAAUGUGCUGACGGCAGUAGUCCCAGUGAUGGGGCUAUGCUUGCUGCAGGUGGCGGCGUUGAUAACGUUGGCAGCGCGGCUGCGCGUACGAUCAACAAUGGCGGCGGCGCAUAUGAUAAUAAAGCCUACGAUAGUGUACAUUUGACUACAGCAUCACCAACGCCAGCCGCGCGCUUGAAGGUGUCCAAUGGCAGUGGUGGUGGUGGUGUUGCUGCUGCAACUGGUGGCGGUAUUCAUUCUACAUCGAAGGAGGAGAAGCAGCGACAGAAUGAGGAAAUUGUUAUUAUGGAAACGUCGUCAAUUUCUUCAGAAACUGGCUCAUGGGAAUCUGUGUUUCCACACGCUAACAGUAUUGCCACAGGUAGCGUGGUGUCAACAGCCGCAGCGAGCGUACCCAUUGCUGGCGUUAGCACAACAGCUGUUGGCAAAGUGGCUGAAGUAAACUUUCCUGCUUUUAGUACAGAAUUUUCUCAUGGUGAAAAUACACUGCCGACAGCCCCCUUUGAGCUGCCGAGGGAGCGCGAUAAAUGCGGCGCAGCAGAGCUGCAAGUUAAUUUACUUAAAGAACCUGAUAUCGCACCCUACCUACGGGAGCGCACGUACUCGACAGGAGCGUCUGUAACUGCAGAUACCAGCUCUUUAUUCACUGGCAUCAGUACACAUUCGCUGUUGCGUGAUCUUGAAAGACGUGAUAAUCCAAUGGAUUCUUCCGGGCAUAGCGCUUGUUUCAUUGACGCAUCAUCGCUGCGUGACGAAGAUGAAGUGCUAUUCUUCCCAAGUCUGGAUGGACAGCAGUCCAAUGAGGAUGCUAAGGAUAUUGAAGAGCAUGUGGAAGAGCCAACGAAAGCGGUUGGUGGAGAAGAUGAAGAUUCACCUACUAAAAAACUUGAAUCAUUCCAUAAAGCAUUUGCCAAGUGUAAAGUGAAAUCUAAAGACUUGCCUGAAACUGCAGAAACGUUUGAUACGUCAAAGUCAAGUUCCAGUUCAAAUUCUGGUGCAGAUUCGCCUCAGAAACAAAUUUCGGUUGCCUCUGCCACUUCCACAAAUAAUCUCUCGGACGAGGAAAAACUAUGGAAACGUGAACACGAAAAUCAAAAGCCGCCACUGAAUAUCGAAGUCAAGGAUGCUGCUGGUAAGGCUCAACAACUUGCUACUCAGCAAGAAGAUGCCACUGAGGCCUCGGUUUCCUUAGUCGCUGAUGCUGAUUCCUCGGACUCCUCGGAAAUCGUUAAGUUGCGCCGUGAACAAGAACAUAAGCCACGACCAUAUAUUUUUCAGCACAAUAUGCAACAAUUUAGUAUUCAUCCGUUGGCGGUGAGCCCUAAAUUUUCGGUGCACGGCACGACAGGUACCAACAUCUCACAUUCAACUACAGUUAAUGCUGCACACAAUGAUCUCAGCUACACAACCGACUACUCUUCAUCCAGUCCUGCUCCGAGCUUAAUUUGGUCCGAACACGAGCACCGUCCUAGUCUAAGCGGUCGUCCACAUGUCGAUGACUAUGAUGGACACGCUCAUAAGGCAUUUACUCACCCGGACACACCGCAUAACUCAAUAGCACACAUAGAGAAUGUCUCAAGCAACAACUCUUCCAUACAUCGCGACUAUACAAUGUCUUCUUCAUUAUCUCACCAACGCGAUUCCGGCGCAUAUUGCAGCGAUGCCACAGACUCACCAGUACCAAUGCCGCGCACGCCAAAACGUUCCAAGUUCGACGAAUCAAAUCCCAUUAUUUCGGGUGGGGCCUCAAUUAAAGAUUUUGCACCCAAACAAUGUGAAAGCCCACCUGUGCAUCGGCGUUUAGAGUCGUGCCCAAUCGUCUCGGGUGGCUUUGCUUCGUUGGAUUUUGAACCAACACGUCCGCUGGGUGAUGAUGAUGAGGAUCAAGUAGAGUUGCGUUCGAGACCAAAGACACGUAAAACUAUACCUGGUAUUGCGUCAUGGGUUGUCGAUAUGAGCGAUUGUCGUUCGGAGCGUCGUAAAAGCACCAGCUCAACUUCGAGUAUGGAAGCAUCUACAGGUAAAUUUCGGGAACGUUCCGACUCGACAAGUUCGCAUAAGAGCGGUUGCGGCUUUUAUGUUUCUUUAGAUAAUAUGGAUAAUAAGCCUAAUACCGAUGAUCUCAAUAAAAAACCAAUGAAGCCGCAAAUGAGUAAGUCGUACACGGCACCGAAACCGGCCGGCUUCUUUGUAAAUCUCUCGAAGAGCGAAUAUGCAACGGCCGAUGAAGUAAAACCUAAAGAGGUGAAGCCAGAGGAUCCAUUGACUGCAGAUAAGAAAAAUAUAUUUAGUAUGUUUAUAGAUAUAGGAGAGAGCAAGAAGCCAAUUGGCACACCAAGAAAGGAGCCAUUUAGUUUAGUGCAACGUUUAUCUAGUUCGCAGGCUGCUCAAAGACGCACUGACGAUGUGAUGCGUUCAAGCGCAAGCUCGACGGAAACAUUAAUGGCAAAAAGCAGUAGUUUAAAGAUGAAUGCAGACAAUGAAAUAUGUGGGGAGAGUAAGUCACUAGACUAUAAAUGCAACCUUGAACCACCCAUCACAGUUGCGGCUAUACGACGACUAUCACAACAGCAGCGCGCUCAAAGCGACGCAACAAAGCGCCAUUCGUGGGGAACUAAUCCAUCAAAAGAAGGUGUCACAUGUGAUUACAAACGCUCCAUUAGUCUUACAGCAAAUGGCGAUUCAAAGGAUAAAGGUGGUAAUGGAUUAAUGAGUAUCAUAGAUAAAAUACCGUUAAUAUCGAAAGCGUCAUCUCUGUCGGUGGACAGCUCGUUGUCGCCUUUCGACGAAUACACCGGUUCCAAGUCUGAAUUAAGCACAUAUUCCAACAAUUCAGCACGUAACUCUGUGUCGGGUGGUGAACGUGAUGAUGAAGUUUUCCUCGCUGGCACUGGUGCCGCUAACGGUGGACGCAUCAAAAAACGACGCCGCGAUGUACAAAUCAAUGAAACAUUUGACAAAAGUAGUUUGGCUUCCAUAACAGACGGUGUGCUGUCAAAAGAUUUGUCUCCAGCCUCGACAACGGAUACUGAAGACUUAACUUUCCAGCAGGAUGAGGAACUGGCGAUACGUGAGGCUGCACUGCAACAGCUACAACAACAGGUGCCCUCAAAUCGCUCAUCGGCUAUUAUUAUGGAAACCAUAAUUGAGGCCAAAGAAACCUCUUCGCCUAAGAAAAAUGCCUCCGGUCACACCAUGGAGACCCUACAUGCAACCAUAGAAAAACAAAAAAUGCUGCUCGAAACGGUGAAUGAACAUGGGGAAGUUGAAAAAAGUACAUUUGUGAAGUUAUCUGAUAUGGAUAAACCUGCAAAGUUCGAAUUACACUCGCCCGAGUCAAUGAGUAAGAGUGUGGGUAAUCAUCGUCAAAUCAAUCGGUUAUUUCGUGAUGAUUCGAAAACGCGGCCUCAUUCAUGGACUAUGACACGUUCUCAAGGCAAUAGUUUCCUCAGUAUAACUAAUUCUGUUGAGAACUUGCGCAGUUUAUCGCGUCUCUUCCCGAAUUUUUCGAAAGAAUUCUCAAACUCUUUGCCGAACGACAUUAUCUGUGAUCAAAUGGACUACAUACAGACAGAUAUCAGCGGCGAUUCGAGUCUAGCUUCGAGUAUCAGUCGUUCCGGCAUGGAUGAGUCUUCCAUAUCGUGCCGUCAACCACGCAGAUUGGGUGAGGAUUUGUUGAAAAUGUUCCUGCAAGAGAUUGCCACAGACAUGAUCGUUGAAGUGCAUGGCCGCCGCAUCAAGGCGCACAAAUGCAUUCUACGCUCCCGCUGUCAGUAUUUUGCGGCUAUGUUAGCUGGUAGCGGUGCGCAGAGUGUAGUCUCACUACAGGGUUAUUCCUUCUCGGCAGUACAUUUUGCUUUGUGUCACAUUUAUUCCGGCGCUUCGCAUCCACCCGACGGUAUUAGUUUAAUGGAGUUAGCUGCUUUAGCUGAUCUCCUUGGCUUAGAGGGGCUGAAGGAAGUUACUGCGCACGCCUUGAAGACGAACUAUUGUCACAAUUUUCAUAAGCCAUGUUCGGGUUGUAUCGAUGGCAUACUGCAGGUCUUACCUGUAGCAUUAACUCACUCGUUAGAUGAUUUGUAUCGCAAGUGUUUGCGUUGGACUUGUCGCCACUAUAUGAAAGUAUGGCCAACACGUCAAUUUGCUCAGCUGCCAGCAGACAUAUUGGGGCGAUGUCGACAGCAAAUAGUUGCUUACAUGACUUCGGAGAGCGUAUUGGACACAGUCCUCGAUUGUGAUAACUUGCUGACACAGUUGGCGACCUACCGUUGGGGUGGUAUUUGUGAGAGUCUUGUACGUGAUAUAUUGGACGCCGCCUAUACCUACAUUGCCGAUCACUUUGCCAGCCUGAUAGCGAGUGACUCUUUCUUAUCGCUCGGCCACGAUCGUAGCUGUCACAUACCACGUCUAGAGAGUGUUCUACUGCGCACAGCAUCGUCGCUCACACCAGAUCAGGCAUGUCGCAGUUAUCAGCGUGUGACACGCCUCAACACUGUGUUGCAGGCGAAAGUCAUACAAAUGCCGGCGAAUCUCGGUGAAUUGGCUAAGGAAUUGCAGGGCUUGCAAGACGAAGACUUAGAUUGGGAUGCUGAGUACAUACGUUUAGUGAGCGCCAUACUGUCCGCAGUGGAGCAAUGUCUCAUUCGACAGUGUUCGCGAGCUAUGCGUGUGACUGCUUGGCAACGUAUGGAUCUCGAUUUGCGUAAAAAGAUACAGACAUUGGCGCGACUUACCGAACCAAUGGAUCUGAAGCGCAGCAAACCAGUGUCCAAAGCGUUCACGUUUAGUGGCAGCACACGCAACCAAGACCUGUAUCAGGUAAAGUUGGCAAUACAGGCGCAUUCGAAGCGCGCCAUGGCACAGGAUACCCAACUGUAUAAGGCAACGCAGACUCAAGAGGCGGGUAAUGUGCAGACCACCGAGCGCGGUGUGCAGGCCAACAACGAUAUACGUGAAGGCACAAGUAAAAUUCUUAAAUCGAACACCCGUGUCCAUGUGCCUCAAGCGCUUCGCGCUAGCUCACAGAGUGCCACAACUUCCGAACGCAACAGUUUAAACACACAUCGUCGCACUCAAUCCGAAGCGCCAAUGCAUAUAAAUAAAGUCACCACAACCGCACCAGCUUUGCCACCAAAACCUAUAAACGCCGAAGUAAAAAGCGACACGAGCAAGAAAAUAGCAGCACGUCUGUCUGACGUGCGUCCACGCUACCUAGAGCCACGCAAAGUGCACGCGCCAACAGGUUUUGGCAACGGUCCAGUGCGUAGCGCCACAAGUUCCAGUAUACCAGCCACUACCAAAGGUAAAGGCCGUCAGAUCUCAUCUAGCGAUAGUUCGCGUACUUCCAGUCCAGCCGCGCGUAAAACCGCGAACCAAAUCGGGCGCAAAUCCAUUAAUAUGUCACUAGACAGUUUGGCGUCACCAUCGCGCCGUGGCCGUACCAUGCGUAUGAAGGCCACCGACAAUGCCGACCGUUUUUCGGAUCGUGGUGGUGAUUCGCUCGGCGAUAGCAUGAAAAGUUCUGUGAUGACAAAUAAAGCGAUAUCGCAGGAAUCACUUUCAAGCAUAAAUAAGCUGUCGCGUUCGAAUCCGAUCAUUGGUAACAGCGCCAAACAGUCGGCAGCUGUCGGUAGUAAGUCGCAAAACGGCAAGAUGUCUAAUGGAAUUGUGAAGACGAAUCGUGCUGCAAGCAUCGGCACCAAACCGCCAAAGCAUUUGCAGCAGCAAAAUAUAAAAUCAACCGGUUCGAGCCCUUCUUCGGUGACAACAACCAAGUCAGCCGCCAGUCGCCUCUCAUCCGUAUCAUCUACACACUCAUCGCGCGAUAUGUUUAAAAAUCGUUCGAUAUCGAUGCCGGGUCAACCAGCGUCACAGAGCACAGCUGGUAGUCAACAAACAUCGGGAAGUGGCCCGCGUCAUAGUUUUUUAUCUGCUAAAUCACGUGAGAUUCUCGCUAAGCGCGCGGAGAAAAACAAAUUACAACAGCAACAACUACAACAAACCGCCAAUAGCUCCGGUGAUGAACGGAGCAAUACGAACGCCGUCCCUGCACCCACCAAUAACCAACAAGAAAAGCAACAACAACAUCCGCACACCGGUCCAAUACGUUCCGCCUCACACACAUCCGUCACAACGACGUCAAAUGCUAAUUAUACGCGCAAUUCGCUUCCAUCGAAUAUACCGACACGUCGCCCCAACUCGUUGCAACUAAAGAAAACAACAAAUAAUCACAUAGUUAGCAAUAAAAAUAAUAAUACUGUUAAUCAAAUGACACAUUUGAAUAAUAAAAACAAAAUCAUUAACGCCACCAAUGGUGUGUUGAAGGCAGCGCAUGCGGUCAAGCAGAAAAUCGAAUUAUUCAUCGAUACGUCCACGUCAGCGGCUGGUCGCGGUGAGAAGUCAACGCCGCCACCAACUCAAAAAAAUAUCGACCAACAACAGAAACCGACACGUGUCGAAACGAAAUUGGAGCGUUCGAGUACGUUUUGCAAGGAGUCCUCCGAUAUGAACAUCAAUGAAUUGCAGAUUAUUGAGUAGAGAGAGAAAACUUAAUGCGACUUGGCGAGAGCUCAACCGCAAAUGAGUUUACCAUCAUAAGAACAAGAUAAUAAUUAUGCAAUAUUACCCUCCUGGAGGCUGGCAAUGCAAGGAACAGCUCUACGAACGCUUUGAUCAAAACAACUACUCUAGUCAAUAACAAUGGAACAUUGCUAGCUAUGAAAGACAAAUCUAAAAAGGCGGUAUAUAUAGAUAUUUUGAAUAAUAUAUAUACAAUACUUAUACGUAGUUGUCAAUAAGCUAAAAUUUGCGAAAACCUGGACAUAACAGCAACAUUAAUCAAAAAUGGCCGAAAGUCAUUAAAAACCUAAAAACCAUGCAGUAGAUACAUGCAACAACAAUUAUUCGUAUAAUGGCAUACCUAUCACAAAUCUACAUACACUAGCUGCAUAUACAGAAUUGUAGUUGAUUGCGAAGCGAAAAUUGUUAUUUCAAGAACAAAUAUAUAUGAAAUUUAGUAGUGUUUGUUACCGCAAAAUAAUCCUCCUCCACAAGGUCCAUAAAGUAUAGACAAACGUUAUACCUAAAUAACGCCAGCUGUGUGCACAGCGGUUAGCAAGGUAUUAUAUAAAGAUGAAGGAAAUUUAAUAAUAAUUACUUGAAAUUUUCAAAAGUGAAUUUACAACAGGAUCGAACUAUCGAUGCUAAGGUUUUAGAGGUGUAGUUGAAAGGUAGACUUUCGUGAUAUUAUUUACAUAUAAUGCAAUGCUUCGUUUCUUUUUUGCAGAAAGUGCAAGCAUACAUAUGCAUAUAUGUAUAUGUGCAUGCAUAAUUGUGAGUGUGCUUUAGGAUUUUUAACUUUUGAAUUUGAAUUCGCACCAGCGAGCCUUCGACCAAAAAUAAAUAUUUAAUCAUUGCUUAUACGCGUGCAAUAAUUUUUUUUUUGUUUUUUCUGUUUGCUUGUGCCACGAAAGUGAAAGAUCGCUUAAAGCGAAUCGAAAACCCUUCCGCCCCAUUCAACAAAUUUAUAUUUUUUGUAUUUAGGAUAUGUGCAAAAUUUCAGCAAGAAGCUGUUUUGUGCUAUACCAUUUGAAAUGAUUUUAUAUUUAAAUAGAAAUGCACUUAACUCCAUACACAAGCGAUAAAAUACAUAUAUUUUUGCCAACAUUGAUCUUCAAUUACUUCGAAUGCGCUAUUUUGCUUUUGCUAUUAUACGCAUUAUAUUUAUAUUGGAUUGUAUGUGCAUAUUUUUUGUAUUAUUUGGUUUACUUGCUUCAUUAUUAGCUAUGAAAUGCAUUAGGUUAUACACUCUCCAAUAUACAUACUCGUAAGUGUAUAUUAGCCUAUUAAAAUCUUAUAUAAUAUUCGUAAGCUCAACAUACAUUUUUACACGAAUACUGCGAAAAGGACUUAAUUUUAUAAAAUGCAGCAUGAAAUUUUAGUUUUAAGUAACUCUACUAUACAUACAAACAUACAUAUAUACAUUUUUGAGCUUCUAAAUUUAUGCUUUGACAUUUUCUUUUGAAAGUUUGCCAGUUGAUUCAAUGUUGAAUCUACAUAAAUGAAUGUAAUUGGUCUAUUGGCUGGCUGCAUGUUAGCGAAUAUAGAAAUUCACAAAUUUAAGUGUGUACGUUACUUGUAUUAUGCUAUAAAAUAUACAUUAAUAUUAAAAUUAAAAAAAAAAUGGAAUAAAAUGUUUUUGCUUUUUCAAAGAAAUACAAAUAUUGCAAGAAACCCAAGAAAUGUAUUAAUAAAACAUUAAUAUAACAAAUUCAGUAA